Pneumocystis carinii B80 is the source of this 1074-nucleotide messenger RNA. RefSeq lists its product as hypothetical. Lineage: Eukaryota; Fungi; Ascomycota; Pneumocystomycetes; Pneumocystales; Pneumocystaceae. The record is from RefSeq and is a predicted model, not a curated record. The transcript is spliced from 4 exons. Bases 1 to 1074 code for a protein of 357 amino acids.
AUGAGUUUUUCUACUUGUUUUACAAAUCCACCUCUUAUCAACAGGUUUAAAGCCUUUUCUACAGAGUUAUUUGUCAGGAAAUAUUGGCCAGUUAUCUCAGCAGCAAGUUCUCCCCGCAAAAAAGCACAGAUAUUAGAGGGAUUAUCAAGUUCAUUAGAUAGUUCAUGGGAAAUACUGGAAAAAGGCAUUAGAAAUACAAGUCAAGAUUCUUUUUUUAUUUCAAAUACUAAGGAAAUUAAGGGAAAAAAAGAAACAGCGAUUGGUAUUUUUGAUGGGGUUGGAGGAUGGCAGUCAUUUAGUAUUGAUGUCAAACGUUUUUCAUGGGGACUAAGUGACAGGAUUGUAAAGAUUUAUGAAAAUGAGGUAUUGAGGGGAGAUACUGUAGUGGAUUCUCUUAGAAAAGGAUUUAAAGAGGUUUUACUGGAUAAAAAUAUAAUUGGAGGGGGAACAACAGUCUGUUUAGGUCAAUUUUACUAUGAUAAAGGCAAUAUAAGGGUUUUAAAUCUUGGUGAUUCUGGAUAUUCGAUUUAUCGCUAUGGUAAACUUUUCUUUAAAUCAAAGAUACAGAGCCAUUUCUUUAAUGCUCCUUUUCAGCUUUCUAAAAUUCCUUUAAAUGAUUUAGAGCAUAAUAGAAAUGGUGAAAAAACAUAUAUAAAAAACGAAAUACAUGAUGCAGAUAUAUAUAAUCAUGAUCUAAAACAUGGUGAUGUAAUCCUAUUUGCAACAGACGGGGUUUUAGAUAAUUUAUUUUUUGAAAAUAUACAAACAAUUAUUACAGAAACACUUAUUAAUGCUGGAAUUUGGUUAAAAUCAGGCCAAAAUAUCUCUCCAUAUAUUGGUGAGAUUUCAAAAGAUCAAUUAUUAUUAGCUACACAAGUUUCCAAACAUAUUGUUACAUUUGCAAAAAAAAAUGCACAAAAUACAAAAAUUGAUACUCCAUUUUCAAAUGAAGCUAGAAAACAUCGUUUCUUUUAUCAAGGAGGAAAACCCGAUGAUAUAACUGCUUUAGUUUUAAUGGUAUUCAGUACCUCAUCUUUAACAAUACCAUUUCCAAGAACUCUAUACUACAUUUAA